Acipenser ruthenus (sterlet) is the source of this 691-nucleotide messenger RNA. The record is from the annotation of a RefSeq genome assembly. NCBI's taxonomy places the organism in Eukaryota, Metazoa, Chordata, Actinopteri, Acipenseriformes, Acipenseridae.
AUGGCUCAUCCAUCACAAUUAGGAUUCCAAGACGCGGCCUCACCUGUAAUAGAAGAACUUCUCCACUUCCAUGACCACACACUAAUGAUUGUCUUCCUAAUCAGCACUCUAGUACUUUACAUUAUUGUGGCCAUGGUGUCAACUAAACUAACAAACAAAUAUGUACUGGACUCCCAAGAAAUUGAAAUUGUAUGAACAGUACUCCCAGCAGUAAUUUUAAUCUUAAUUGCCCUGCCCUCCCUUCGAAUUCUUUACCUAAUAGACGAGAUUAAUGACCCCCACCUGACAAUUAAAGCUAUGGGACACCAAUGAUACUGAAGUUAUGAGUAUACGGACUACGAAGACCUGGGCUUCGACUCCUACAUAAUCCCUACACAAGACCUCGCCCCAGGACAAUUCCGACUCCUAGAAGCAGACCAUCGAAUGGUAGUGCCCAUAGAAUCCCCAAUUCGAGUUCUAGUCUCCGCAGAAGACGUACUCCACUCCUGAGCAGUGCCAGCCCUGGGCAUCAAAAUAGACGCAGUACCCGGACGCCUAAACCAAACAGCCUUUAUUACCUCACGACCGGGGGUUUAUUAUGGCCAAUGUUCUGAAAUCUGCGGAGCUAACCACAGCUUUAUGCCAAUUGUAGUCGAAGCAGUCCCCCUAGAACACUUUGAAAACUGAUCUUCAUUAAUACUAGAAGAAUCCU